AUGGCAACAUUUCAGGCUAUCAUGGAUGAAGUGCUGGAGAAACAUAGGGCCGGGAUUGUAAUCAAGCAGGUUGCAGCAGGCAGAGAGUUCAAGGGCUGUCCCUUCUACAGCAAGCCUGAUGUCAUACACUUUAAGGACUUUGAUGUGGGUAAAACGUAUAAGAAGAAGGUGACGCUGACCAAUGUGUCAUACACUGUCAACUAUUGCAAGUACAUAGACAUCACUGAGCGACUCAAAGACUUCAUCAACAUUCAGUAA
Dreissena polymorpha is the source of this 258-nucleotide messenger RNA. RefSeq names its product cilia- and flagella-associated protein 74-like. The coding region runs from base 1 to 258 and encodes 85 amino acids. The transcript has 2 exons. The record is from RefSeq and is a predicted model, not a curated record. NCBI's taxonomy places the organism in Eukaryota, Metazoa, Mollusca, Bivalvia, Myida, Dreissenidae.